AGUAAAGCGGAAGCGUUCCAGAAACCUCUGCGUGGUGUUUUUGUCCUUGCCCUCUCAGUCCGGGCCCCUGACCCUUGUUCAGCAAGCGGGCUCCCCGACAAAAACAACAACAGAGAGAGCGUGGUGAUGGGCAGAGUGAGAAAUCGGCGAAUCUGGAAAUUACAGGAAACUCUGAUUUACUAAAAUCCGGUGCACGUCUCUGAAGAAAAAUGAUUUGUCAAACAUUCUGUGUGGCUUUGUUACACUGUGAAUUUCUUCACAUGAUAACGGCGCUUAACUUGGCAUAUCCGGUCACUCCCUGGAGAUUUAAACUGUCCUGCCUGCCAGCAAAUAACACUGAUGACUACUUCCUCUUGCCCGCUGGAAUCUCAAACAAUGCUUCAAAUUUGAGUGGCGGUCCUGAGCCGGUUGUUGAAGCCAGAUUUAAUUCAAGUGGUGCCGACGUGGCCAAUGUACCCCGAGUACCUUUCCACUGUUGCUUUUGGAGUGAGCAAGGUAAACACUGCCCUGUGCAUGUGGGCAGCGUUGCAGGGGAGACCUCUGAGUCUACAGUGGAUUCUUCUGUUUUUCAACAGCAGGGUGCAAACUGGAACAUACAGUGCUGGAUGAAAGGGGACUUGAAAUUAUUCAUGUGUUCUGUGGAGCCCUUACUUAAGGGUCCUUUCGAGAAUUAUGACCUCCAGGCUCAUCUUUUCUAUGUCCUGUCUGAAGCGGCAGAAGAUUCACGCCUGGCCCCUCAGAAAGGCCGCUUCGAGAGCGUCCAGUGCAACUGCGGUUUUGAGGAACACUGGGGGUGUCACAUGCCGGUGCCAGCCGCCAAGCUCAAUGACACCCUUCUGAUGUAUCUGAAAAUCACAGCUGCUGGGGUGACUUUUCAGUCACCUCUAAUGUCAGUUCAGCCCUUAAAUGUUGUGAAGCCUGAUCCACCAUUGGAUUUGCAUAUGGAAAUCACAGAGGAUGGUAAUUUAAAUAUUUCUUGGUACAGCCCAACACUGGUACCAUUCCCGCUUCAGUAUCAAGUGAAAUAUUCAGAGAAUUCUACCACACUUACGAGAGAAGCGGAGGAGAUGGUCUCAGGGACGGCUCUCCUGGUAGACAGCGUGCUUCCUGGUUCCUCCUAUGAGGCUCAGGUGAGGGUCAGGAGGCUGGACGGCCCGGGCAUCUGGAGUGACUGGAGCGCCCCUCAUGUCUUUACCACGCAAGAUGUCAUAUACUUUCCACCUAAAAUUCUCACGAGCGCUGGGUCUAAUGUUUCCUUUCACUGUAUCUAUAAAAGUGAAAACACGAUUGUUUCCUCAGAAGAGAUUGUUUGGUGGGUGAAUUUAGCGGAGGAAAUUCCUCCAAGCCAGUACGAUGUUGUGAGCGACCACAUUAGCAAAGUGACUUUUCUCAACCUGAAAGCGACCCAACCUCGGGACGAGUUCACCUAUGACGCUGUGUACUGUUGCCAAGAACACCAGUGCCACCAUCGCUACGCAGAGUUGUAUGUGAUUGAUGUCAAUAUCAAUAUAUCAUGUGAAACUGAUGGGUACUUAACUAAAAUGACUUGCAGAUGGCCAGCCAACCCAAUGCAAUCCCUUGUGGGAAGCUCCUGGCAGUUGAGAUAUCACAGGAGCAGCCUGUAUUGCUCUGAUACUCCAUCUAUCCCUCCUGUAUCAGAGCCGAAAGAUUGCCAUUUGCAGCGGGAUGGCUUUUAUGAAUGCAUUUUCAGGCCCAUAUUCCUGUUAUCUGGCUACACAAUGUGGAUUCGGAUCAGUCACUCUCUAGGCUCCCUGGACUCCCUGCCAACAUGUGUGCUCCCCGACUCUGUAGUGAAACCACUGCCUCCAUCCAGUGUUACAGCAGAAAUUACUACAAAUUUUGGAUUAUUGAAAAUAUCUUGGGAGAAGCCAGUCUUUCCAGAGAAUAAGCUUCAGUUCCAGAUUCGCUAUGGCUUACGUGGAAAGGAAAUGCAUUGGAAGACCCACGAGGUGGAUGACGCAAAGGCAAAGUCGGCCAGUGUCCCGGUGCACGACCUGUGCGCAGUGUACACCGUGCAGGUGCGCUGCAGGAGGCUGGACGGGCUGGGCUACUGGAGUAACUGGAGCAGCCCGGCACACACGGCGGUCACAGACGUCAAAGCUCCCGUGAGAGGACCCGAAUUUUGGAGAAGAAUUAAUGGAGACGUUACUGAGAGCGAGCGAAAUAUCACCUUGCUCUGGAAGCCCCUGAUGAAAAAUGACUCUCUGUGCAGUGUGAGGAGAUACGUGGUGAGGCACUGGACUUCCCACAAUGGGACGUGGGCAGAGGAUGUGGGGAAGCAGACCCAGCUCACGUUCCUGUGGACGGCACAGGCGCACACCGUUACGGUUCUGGCCGUGAACUCCAUUGGGGCUUCCCUUGCGAACUUCAACCUCACCUUCUCAUGGCCCAUGAGCGAAGUAAAUGUUGUGCAGGCUCUUGGUGCUUACUCUCUGAACAGCAGUUGUGUGAUUCUUUCCUGGCUGCUGUCACCCAGUGAUUACAGUCUGAUGUAUUUUAUCAUCGAGUGGAAGAAUCUUGAUGAAGAUGAUGAAGUUAAAUGGCUUAGAAUUCCUUCAAAUGUCAAGAAGUAUUAUAUCCAUGAUUAUUUUAUCCCCAUUGAAAAGUAUCAGUUCAGUCUGUACCCAGUAUUUUCAGAAGGAGUGGGGAAACCAAAGAUAAUUAAUGGCUUCACCAAAGUUGAAGAAAAACACCAGAAUGAUGCAGGUCUGUAUGUAAUUGUGCCGAUAAUCAUUUCCUCUUCCCUCCUACUGCUGGGAACACUGUUAAUAUCACACCAAAGAAUGAAAAAGCUGUUUUGGGAUGAUGUUCCAAACCCCAAGAACUGUUCCUGGGCACAAGGACUUAACUUUCAGAAGAGAAUUGACAUUCUUUGAAGUCUAAUCAUGAUCACUGCUGAUGAACUCAAUGUACCAACUUCCCGACAGUUCAUAGAACAUUAGAAGAUUUUUACAUUUUGAAGAAGGGGAACAAAUCUAAAACAUAAUUUCAUUGAACUCUUGAGAACUAACAUAUGGUGGAUUAUGUUCGUUUAGAAUUUAAAAUAGAUGUGUACAUUUGGGUCAUGCUAUAGGUCUGAAUCCAUGUCUGUUUGGAUGUGUGAUUUUUCAGGUCAUCUACAGUUUAAAAGUGACAUUCAUGAUUUUUGGCUUGUUACGUGUCAUUGUCAUAGUCAUGAAACAAAAAGCAUCAUGACCGUUUCUGUUAGAACUGCCUACCAGAGGCCAUUGUAUGCCCAUAGAUAACGCUGUGACCCAGUGGGCCCUAAAUCUGUGCCUUCUGACAGAUGGCCCUGCAAACACGAGGGCUGUAACUGCAAAGUGAAUGGGAAAUACUGGUUUUGUAUUUUCCCAUCUCAAAAUUUUCAUCAGAUUCCUUUUUAGACAGUUGGGCCCAUAAAUUUACCUGUUUGGGUGUUCUUUUGAAUGUCUUGUAGCUUUUGUACAUCUAACUUUGGCCAAUCUGUGAAUUUCAGUUUUCAAUAGUCUUGAUAAUGCCUUAUGUACUAACUUUCAUUGCAACCCAAAGAAAGCCAGAAGUUGUGGUUUGUGCUGGUCACAGACUAGUAAAAAUUACAGUUCAUAUCAGGGUAACUGUACACACUCAGGUGGAAUGCCUAAUUCUGAAAAGAACAUAAACUUCCAGUCCAGCCUUCUUGUGCAAUUCUUGCCCAAAUCCAAUUUAUUGCCACGGAAGUGUCCAAAACUUAUGGCAGGCAGGAAACGUGCCAUGAUACAAAGAAAGGGGAUUCUUUGGAGCUUUUACAAAUAGGUCAUGGUGAGGAUAGGACUGAAGAUAGACCACUUGCCAUUCUUUGAGUUUAGCAUCCUGCACAUACUCAGUUGCUCACAGACUAAACCAGAGAGCUUAGAUAUGAACCCAAAUAAUACUCAAACAGGCUCUCUGUGGGUCAAUUAUAUUUAGAUUUUACUCACAGUUGUACUAGGAUGUCUUUAAAAAACCUAAGAAAGCAGGAAUAAUCUCUUUUUCCCCCUUCAUUGACUUUUAACAGAUGUCAUUAGAGUGCAAAAUUACGAACAGAUAAUUCUUUAAUUCUUGCCAGUUGAGCACAUAUUUAAUAUGUGCCUAGACUGAGCGACUCAUAUUUUUCAAUAUUGUAUGGGUAAGUGAUUUCUUUUUUUUUUUUUCCUACUGGGGAUUUUAUUCA
Fukomys damarensis (Damara mole-rat) is the source of this 4189-nucleotide messenger RNA. It is a transcript of the gene Lepr, whose product is annotated as leptin receptor. The coding region runs from base 210 to 2897 and encodes 895 amino acids. The transcript is spliced from 19 exons. The record is from RefSeq and is a predicted model, not a curated record. Gene Ontology annotation, cellular component: membrane; external side of plasma membrane. Gene Ontology annotation, biological process: cytokine-mediated signaling pathway. Gene Ontology annotation, molecular function: cytokine receptor activity; protein binding. NCBI's taxonomy places the organism in Eukaryota, Metazoa, Chordata, Mammalia, Rodentia, Bathyergidae.